AUGGACACAGUGGACGUCAUUUGGCUGAAACGAACGAACGAACGAAUACCCAAUUGUUCAACAGAUGGAGCGACAUUCGAUUUCAUAAUAGUCGGUGCGGGUUCAGCCGGCUGCGUGCUGGCAAACCGGCUCACGGAAGACCCCGGUGUAUCUGUGCUGCUGGUAGAAGCUGGUGGAGAUCCUCCAAUUGAGUCUAAUAUACCGGCAUUAUUUCCUUUCGGCUUUGGAUCCCGAAAUGACUGGAACUACACUACUAAGCAAUGCACCGGCAACAAUUGUCACAUCAAUGAUGAAGAUCAGGGAGAAACCAUGACACUAAACGCAAAAAAAUAAAUAAUUUUGUCGGGCGGAGCAAUUAACACUCCACAACUGUUAAUGCUCUCAGGCAUUGGUCCAAAAGAACACCUAACAAGUUUAGGAAUAAAAGUUGUAUCCAAUCUUCCAGUAGGAGAAAAUUUACAAGAUCAUAAAGUUGUGGCAUUGUACCACACAACAGGCUCUGCACCGGCUCCCAUACCUGUGAACCCUCAUGAAUACCCUGAUAUCGCAAUAAACGGUUACGUCUCAUUUGUGAAGCCUCAAUGUAACCUUCCUAAAUCAAGAGGGCGACUACUGUUAAAGAGCACUAACCCUGAAGAAUAUCCAUUUAUCUACACAGAGACAUAUUCAGAUGAAAGAGAUCUUGAAGAUGUUGUCCGGUACCUGGAAGAUUAUUCGCGAGUGAUUAACACAACGUAUUUUAAGAGUGUUGAAGCAAAAUUCUUAGAGUUGGAAAAGUGCGGGGACUUUCCAGUCGGGUCUAAGGCUUACUGGCGUUGUCACGCUCGGUGCCUGGUGACCACGCUGUACCACCAAGUGGGCACGUGCGCCAUGGGCUCCGUGGUGGACAGCCGGCUGCGCGUGCGCGGCGUGGAGAGGCUGCGCGUGGUGGACGCCAGCGUCAUGCCCACCAUCACCAGCGGCAACACCAACGCGCCCACCAUCAUGAUCGCCGAGAAAGCCGCUGACAUGAUCAAGGAGGACAAUACCAUCCAAAACGAACCUUAAUACAUAAUGUGUGAUGUACAGUUUAAUGAACUAUAGAGGUUUUUGCUUUUCUUUGCGUUCUAA
Molecule: messenger RNA, 1110 nt
Organism: Ostrinia nubilalis (European corn borer)
Lineage: Eukaryota; Metazoa; Arthropoda; Insecta; Lepidoptera; Crambidae
Product: 4-pyridoxate dehydrogenase-like
Exons: 5
Molecular function (GO): oxidoreductase activity, acting on CH-OH group of donors; flavin adenine dinucleotide binding
Source: RefSeq, a predicted model, not a curated record